AUGCAAAUUCUUCGAAUUUAAGAGAAUUACUUCUCAGAUAAUAUGGCCUCUUUGAGAGAACAAAUUAACACUACAGACCUAUAGUCUCGCUAUAAUAUAAAUACUAAGUACAGCCUAGUAUUCUGCAUUUUCAAUAGCAUCAUAAGAGGACAUCAUCAAAUAAUUAGCAUAUGGUCUUUGUUCUUAAAAGCAAUUGUUUAGGUUAUUUUUAGUUCUUCUCCCUCCUCUAACUUAUCUUCCAAUCAUCAGAAUCCUGAGUUGAGUAUACAGAUUUUCAAGCACAAUAUUAAAAAAGUGUCAAACAAAAAAGGUUCAAGUAAAGAACCUUAAUGCACUUCUUCUAUUAAGCAUACCUUUUUUUUUUAAUAAAAGUGGAUUAAACUGUUAAUUAUAACCAUUAAACUGCUUCGAAGAGGAAGAUCUCAAUUAUUCCAUUACCCAUGUCGUAUCAACUAUAGAAAAAUACAUAACAAUUAGGGCCAAUUAGCUAUUUCUUCUAAGCUUACGACUUUCUGGCCAUAAUUAUCAGGUACAGAUAUGAAUUAAUUAAAGAUGAUUUUGAUGUCUAGAGAUAAACAGAAACUCCAUAAGUCGCUCACUAAUAAUCAACCAAAGAGUAAAUAAAUAUCCAUAGAAUAUAGUAAAGAAGAUGUAUUUAUUUAGUUUUAGACAAAAUCGAAAGAAUUUAGAUAUACAAGAAUAAAAAUAACAUAUAUAAGGGAGUAUUGUGAGUAAUAUAAUUUAUCAAUACAAUUAUAGCACACUACUAAUAUAUAUAGAACUCCUGUUUAAAAACACUUACACCUUACAAUUGUAUGGUAUGUAUAGCAUUGGAAUCAUUAUUAAGCUACCUACUAUUAAACCAACACACUUUAAAUCAAUAUAAUUAUUAUCUCUAUAAAAUAUCAGAUCUACUAGAGAACAAAAUUUGA
Messenger RNA from Paramecium octaurelia, 932 nucleotides. NCBI's taxonomy places the organism in Eukaryota, Ciliophora, Oligohymenophorea, Peniculida, Parameciidae. The record is from the annotation of a GenBank genome assembly.